Molecule: messenger RNA, 3185 nt
Organism: Pristis pectinata (smalltooth sawfish)
Lineage: Eukaryota; Metazoa; Chordata; Chondrichthyes; Rhinopristiformes; Pristidae
Gene: klhdc4
Product: kelch domain containing 4
Exons: 11
Coding region: 175-1920 (581 amino acids)
Molecular function (GO): protein binding
Source: RefSeq, a predicted model, not a curated record
GGAGCGUCAAGCUGACGCGGGCGGUUGCAGUUUAUAGUUCGCACAUCGAGCUGCGUAUCAUUUGGUGCUGUCGGUAGUGAUCACGUUUGACCCGGAUGUGUGUGUUGUGGGAGCUUCAACGUGUGUUGGUUGUGAGCGGUUAAUAUUCAGGCACAGGGUUGGGAGGGAAGCACCAUGGGCAAAAAAGGCAAAAAGGACAAGAAAGGAAAGGGAGUUGAAAAAAACGCGACUAAAAUGGAGAAAAAGAUCUCCAAACAGUCGAAGAGAGAGGAGGAAGAUCUAGAAACAUUAAUAGCUGAAUUCAGGCAACUCGAUGCAAAGAAGACUCAAGUAACGGAGGUGGCGUGUUCUUUUCCUUUGCCACGGUUGAAUGCAUCUUUGUCAUCUUACCCUGAGAAAGAUGAAUUGAUUCUCUUUGGGGGUGAAUAUUUCAAUGGCCAAAAGACUUUUCUCUACAAUGAACUAUAUUUGUACAACAUCAAGAGGAAUGCAUGGACGAAACUGGAAAUCCCAAAUCCGCCAGCUCCACGCUCUGCCCAUCAGGCUGUGGUUAUUCCUCAAGCAGAUGGACAACUUUGGGUGUUUGGAGGAGAAUUUGCAUCUCCAAAUGGUGAACAGUUUUACCAUUAUAAGGAUCUUUGGGUGCUGCAUCUUGCCAACAGGACAUGGGAACAAAUCAAGGUGACAGGUGGACCAUCAGCUAGAAGUGGACAUCGAAUGGCUGUUUGUAAGAGACAGAUCUUAGUGUUUGGUGGAUUCCAUGAAAGUACAAGGGAUUUUGUAUAUUAUAAUGAUGUUUAUUCCUUUAACCUGGAUACAUUUACAUGGACAAAGUUGUUUCCAUCUGGAACUGGUCCAUGCCCUCGUUCAGGCUGUCAAAUGGCUUCCACGCUUGAUGGCAACGUAGUAAUUUAUGGAGGUUAUUCAAAGCAGCGAGUGAAGAAAGAUGUAGAAAAGGGCAUUGUAUAUACCGAUAUGUUUCUUCUGAAGAAUGAGGGGAAAGAAGGUGAAGACAAAUGGACCUGGGUUCGCUUGAACCCAACAGGUAUAAAGCCUUCGCCACGAUCAGGAGCCUCGCUAGCUGUUGCUCCCAACAAUCGCAUGGUUCUUUUUGGUGGGGUGCAUGAUGAAGAGGAAGAAGAGGACAUUCAAGGAGAGUUUUUUAAUGACAUUUAUUUAUAUGAUAUGGUAAAGAAUCGCUGGUUUGCUGGGAAGUUAAAGGAACGCAAAGGAGAGAAAAGAAAACGAAGACGUGGAACUAAAGAGGAAGGAGGUGUCAAAGUGGAAAAUGAAAGUCCCAAGUCCAGGAGUUCAACAGAAAUUGUGAAGGAAGUUGUGACUGAAGAUGGUACUGUCAUGACUGUAAAGCAGGUUAUGAACAGCUCUGAUAGCAAACCAAUUACAGGAAGUGAGAUGGAAGAGGAGGAGGAAGAGGAGGAGGAUUCUGAAACAAGUCCGUUCAUUAAACCAUGUCCUCGGUCCAAUGCCAUGGCAGCUAUUAAACAUGGUGUAUUGUAUAUCUAUGGUGGAAUGUUUGAAGUGGGAGACAGACAGUUUACUUUAAAUGACCUUUAUUGCAUUGACCUACACAAGAUGGAUGAAUGGAAAGUUUUGGUAGAAACUGAUCCAAAGACCCAGGAAUGGCUGGACGAAGAGGAGUCAGAGGGUGAAGAAGAGUGUGGAGGAGCUGCAGGAGGGGAAGAUGAAGAAGAUGAGGAAGAGGAUGAUGACAGCAGUGAAGAUGAAGGAGAUGACCAUCCUGCGGUGCAGCCACCCGAAUCUUAUUCGGAAUAUUUGUCACGCACAGAGACUUACUGGAUUAAACUCGCCAAGGAUAAUAUGGGCCAGAAUGCCAAAGAGAAAAAAACUUUGAAGGUGGCACAGGCAAUGGCAAAGACUUUUUAUGAUAAUAAUGUAUGAUGGUCAGAAGUUAUGCAGAACUGAACCAUGGUAAAUUUAAUUUGUUAACAGGCUAUAAUUAUUGCCUUUGAGCUCAGCAGCAAACUACAGAGUUUAUUGUUCAUUUAAUUAAUUGUAGCUGCUUUAUCUUUUACAGAGUUUAUUGUUCAUUUAAUUAAUUGUAGCUGCUUUAUCUUUUCCUCCACUAAGUUUUAAACCUAAUUUCAAACAGAUUGAACAUAUUACCUUUGCUGUAAUUUUUUUCUGAAUCCUGUAUUACACCAGAGUUAUUAGCUUUAGUUUUUCGACAAUCCAUUAUUUACCAUGAUUGUAUUGCUUUGUUAAUGUUUUACAUUUAAAUACAUUGUUUUUUCCUAAAUUCUUAACUCCAAUGGGAAGGUAUCUGUGUUUCUCCUCUUCACCUACUGUGAUAUAAAAAGAAAGGGAAAAAUAAUCUCUUACUAUCAAAUUUAUUGAUUUGCAGGUGUAUAUUCUAAUAAGUCUGAAGCUAAUGUUAAGCAGUAAAUGGAAAAUAAUGUGUAUUGUUUGCACUACAGAAGUUAAAAGCAAAGAAAUCAACAUGAAAAGUAAAUUGGUUGCUUAAGACUGAAAUUCACUGCAAAAGCUGUUAUGAUUUAUGCUUUCCCUGGAUUUCUUUUCCCUGAUUCAAAGGCCACUUCCACACAAAUGAUCACUUAUACAUUGAAUCCAAGCAUGAGAUUAUUAUGAAGUUAUCAGAGAAAUACCAUAUCUGGAUAUUAAAUAAAGCCUUAUGUUUAUGAUAGGAUCAUUGAAUAUAGACAAAGAAUCUUGUGCUCUAGAUCAUUUUUAUAAGCAAAUGAAGCAGAAUGAUCACAGAUCAGAGUAUAAACUGAAGCUUGUCUAUUAGCAUAUAGUUAAUGAAUAGAAUGUAACAAAAAGGAAUGUUGGGGAGCAUUUUAACCUUUAAGUGUGGAUGCGAUUCAAAAGGAUCUUAAAUUCUAUGAAAACAGUAACUGAGUCAGAAAUGUGAUGCAAACCUGUGAACUUCUAGGUUUAAUCAGGGAAUCCCAUUGGAGAAGCAGGCUUGGUAAUUUAAAUUUCUCAGUCAUUUGAAUGACUUUAAUUGCAAUUUUUGUAUUUAGUCCAGAGCAUGUGGUUUCCCAAGCUCUUUGGAAGUCCUGGUGUUAUAAGGAUAUUAGAUGAAGCCUGAAAAGCUGACAAUUUGAUCCUUCAAUAAAUUUGAGGAUCAAUGCCAACGUUGUUGUCUAAUAUCUACAUUUUUGUACUUGCCCACUGCAGUUAAC